UUAAGCUUUUGGGGGCGUGGAUGUAAAAAAAAACACGCUUUUUUAACCUUGGCCGAACGGUUUUCAGGUAUGGACCGAACCAGCUUAGUUCCACCCUCUGUGUUACAGCAAGACGAACUACUCCCACGUCCGUCAACUUGAUGUACUUCGCAAUGGACCAAUUGAUAUGAUAUCCUGAAAUAUGUGCGCAGCCUCCACAAAUCCACCAAUGAUGCUACUUCACCCCAACAAAACUUAGAUUUCCUACAUAUUUAGCUCUCUUAACCAUCACUAUAAGCCAGCAUGCCCCUGGCUCGCAGUCUGUCUGUGACUUCUCUCUCUGGCCUGGAGGACUGGGAUGAGGAAUUUGACUUGGAGGGUGCUGUUCUCUUUGAGAUUGCAUGGGAGGUGGCAAAUAAAGUUGGGGGAAUCUACACCGUAAUCCAGACCAAAGCCCGUCUCACCUCAGAAGAAUGGGGUGAGAACUACUUCCUUGUUGGACCCUACAUGGAGAACAAUGUCAGAACUCAGGUGGAGCUCAUCGAACCCACCAACCCUGCUCUGAGUAGAACUAUAGACAAGAUGAACUCCAGUGGGUGCAAGGUAUACUUCGGACGCUGGCUGAUUGAAGGGAGCCCCUAUGUGGUCCUGAUCGACGUGGCCUUCACCGCCUGGUCUCUGGACCGCUGGAAGAGCGAGCUGUGGGAGAGCUUCAGCGUCGGGGUGCCCUGGUUCGACCGCGAGGCUAAUGACGCUGUGCUCUUUGGCUUCCUGACUGCCUGGCUGCUGGGGGAGUUUGCAGCACAGUGCGAAGAGCCCCCUCACAUCCUGGCGCACUUCCACGAGUGGCUGGCAGGGCUGGGCUUGAUGCUCUGUCGGCAGAGACGGCUUCCUGUAGCCACCAUUUUUACCACACAUGCCACCCUGCUGGGCCGUUACCUGUGCGCCGGCAACGUAGACUUUUACAACAACCUUAGUAACUUCAACGUGGACAAAGAGGCAGGGGACAGACAGAUAUACCACAGGUACUGUCUGGAGAGAGCUGCCGCACACUGUGCCCACGUCUUCACCACUGUCUCUCAGAUCACCGCCGUCGAGGCUGAACACCUGCUCAAGAGGAAGCCAGAUGUUGUCACCCCCAAUGGGCUAAAUGUGAAGAAGUUCUCUGCAAUGCAUGAGUUCCAGAACCUGCAUGCACACAGCAAGAGCCGCAUACAGGAGUUCAUUCGGGGACACUUCUAUGGACAUCUGGAUUUUAACCUAGACAAAUGUGUAUUCCUCUUCAUUGCUGGGAGAUACGAGUUCUCUAACAAAGGAGCCGAUUUGUUUCUGGAGGCACUUUCUCGGCUCAACUACCUUCUGAGGGUGAACCAUAGCGACGUAACUGUAAUAGCAUUCUUCAUCAUGCCUGCUAGAACAAAUAACUUCAAUGUGGAAACUCUCAAAGGACAGGCUGUCCGGAAGCAGCUCUGGGACACAGCUCAGACUGUGAAAGAAAAGUUUGGGAAGAAAUUAUACGAGUCUUUACUUGUGGGCCAGUUACCAGAUGUGUCAAAGAUGCUGGACAAGGAAGACUUCACCAUGAUGAAGAGGGCAAUAUUUGCCACUCAGAGGCAGUGCCAGCCCCCCAUAUGCACCCAUAACAUGCUGGAGGACAGCAGCGACCCCAUUCUCAACUGCCUCCGGAGAAUUGGCCUUUUUAAUGGCUCCUCGGACAGGGUCAAGGUGAUUUUCCACCCUGAGUUCCUGUCCUCCACUUCUCCACUCCUCCCCAUGGAUUAUGAGGAGUUUGUGAGAGGCUGCCAUCUUGGAGUAUUCCCCUCUUAUUAUGAGCCCUGGGGAUACACGCCUGCGGAGUGCACAGUGAUGGGGAUUCCCUCUGUCUCCACCAACCUCUCUGGCUUCGGUUGCUUCAUGGAGGAGCAUAUUGCUGACCCCUCUGCCUAUGGGAUAUACAUUGUUGACCGACGGUACCGCAGUGUGGACGAGUCGUGCAACCAGCUGACCUCCUUCCUGUUCCAGUUCUGCCAGCAGAGUCGGCGCCAGCGCAUUAUCCAGAGGAACCGCACAGAGAGAUUGAGCGACUUGCUGGACUGGAGAUACCUGGGCCGGUAUUAUGUUUCAGCUCGUCACAUGGCACUGGCAAAAACAUUCCCAGAUACUUACUUCUAUGAGCCUCAGGACCCAACUUCUAAACAGGGCUUCUGCUACCCCCGGCCUGCUUCUGUUCCACCCUCGCCUGCCCUUUCUCGCCACUCCUCCCCCCACCAUAGUGAAGCAGAGGAUGAGGACGAUGAGAGAUAUGACGAAGACCUGGAGGCAGAGAAAGACCGACUCAACAUUCGCCAGCCUUUCUCCCUCCCUUACCGAAACAAGAACGCUCUGCCAUGUGUGUCACCUGUGCCCAAUGGCAAUAGCACCCCCAGCUCUGCCACCUCACCUCCCAGCUCCAUUACAUCACCCCCUAGUUCUGUCUCAAGUGAGAAGAACUGAGCUUUCACCGAAAAACAUUAUCCUUAACAUAAUACACGUUAGACAUACGGUCACACACACACACACACACACACACAAAACACCCCCCACACACAUUCACAUUUGACACAUACAUAAACACACCACAUAAAAUACCCCCCCACCUACACUCCAACUGCACAGGCAAUAGGCUACACAGUUCAGCUACAAUCAGUGUACUCCACACAAACAAAACACACAAAACACUCACUGUAAGAAUUAAACCUCAGUGAAAAAGCAGACUGUAAAUGACUGGUAUGGAAGAAGAUGGAAACAGCUGACUUGAGGAGAUGUCAGACACACAAGGAAGAUGGGACACAAACGUAUCUAGACAAAUUAUACUUGAUACGAUAAGCAAAGAGCAAGAAAGAUUCAAGGUCAGUAAGAAUGGAAAGUGUUUUGCAGCACGAACAUGAGAAAGAUGCAUACCUUUAUGCUUUUUUGCAUACACUAUGCACUAUAUGGCCAAAAGUAUCUAGACACCACUUGGUCUGGGGCUGUUGUUCAUGGUUUGGGCUAGGCCCCUUAGUUCCAGUGAAGGCAAAUCUCAAUGCUACAGCAUACAAUCACAUUCUAGACAAUUCUGUGCUUUCCCAACUGCUUGGCGAAGGGCCUUUCCCGUUUCAGCAUGACAGUACCCCUUGGCACACAGAAAGUUCCAUAUAGAAAUGGUUUUGUUGAGAAUGGUAUGAAAGAACUUGACUGACCUGCGAACCCUGACCCUGAGAACCCUGACCUCAACCUCAGCCUUUGGGAUCAAUUGGAAGCCAACUGCAAGCCAGGCCUAAUCGCCCAAUCAGUGCCCAACCUCACUACUGCUCUUCUGGCUGAAUAGAAACAAAUCCCUGCAGCAAUGCUCCUACAUCUAGUAUAAAGCCUUCCCAGCAGAGUGGAGGUUGUUAUAGCAGCAAAGGGUGGACUAACUCCAUAUUAAUACCCAUAAUGUUGGAUGAAAUAUUGUAUGUCAGGUGUCCACUUUUGGCCAUGCAGUGUACACACAUACAGCCCUGUGCUGUCUGUAAAUAUAUUCAUGUACAUAAGGAAUUAAGACUUGAGAAACUCAGCAUACAUUAUACACAUGGUCAAGGCGGUAACAACAUAAACAAUUAUAUGUAACCUUCAUAUCCAUCUACAAAGUUAUAUUAUUUUUGCAUAUAUUUUUGGUACACCUCCCAGCCUUUCAGCAGAAAUCCACUGAACACUGUCAUGCAACAUGCAAUAAUUGGAGAAAGAGACACUGUUGUUGUGAGACAUGUAGUCUUGCAGUGCACCACUGCUUUUCAACUCCAAAUAGGUAAAAGCCUUAGAGCUUUUCACCACAUGACAGAUGGCCACCACUUGUUUUCAUUGGUUGAAUGUUACUCCUUAAAAUAUUUCUGUCUUCAGUGAGGAUACCUUGGCCACAGCUGUCACUUACCAGAUUUGGCUCUGUGUGGUUGCUUUUUGGCAUGAUUGUGUGUUUACUAGCACUGUACUUGUUUGUAGCACUGUUAUGCUUGCAGUGUGUGUGUUCCAGUUUUUAGUGUAUCUUGUUAGUCAUGGAACUCAAUUAGCCAAAGCCAUGGUGUUAUUUUCAGUGAAUACUCAAUCAUAGUAAUUGAGCCAUUCUAUUUGGUAACUCAGCCAAUCAGCUUACUUGCUGAAUACACAUUUUCAUCAACUUAAGUAACAGAGUAGGAGGGAAAGGGGUAGUGAAUCAUAAUAAGACAGUGUUUUGAAUCCGUACUGAAACUUUGAGAAUAGUACAGUGUCAUGAAGCAAAUGCAUUUCUUAGAAUAGUGAGUCUUUAGAUUGGAUUCUAGGCAUCUGAAUUGUACACUUGUCAUUUUUGUUGUGUAGUAAUACUUGAAAUUAACUAAAUAAAAUUAAUAUAAUUCUGGCAACAACUUGAAUAGCUAAUUUAAAGGAAAGUUUUGGACAUUGCACUGGUGUGGUUACUACAGUUCACCCUGGUUAAAGUAGACUGUCACUGUCUAUUUUCUUCAGUUCAUGUAUUUAUUAAAGGGAUAUUUCACUUUC
This is a messenger RNA of Anguilla rostrata (American eel), 4509 nucleotides long. RefSeq names its product glycogen [starch] synthase, muscle-like. The coding region runs from base 283 to 2472 and encodes 729 amino acids. NCBI's taxonomy places the organism in Eukaryota, Metazoa, Chordata, Actinopteri, Anguilliformes, Anguillidae. Gene Ontology annotation, molecular function: alpha-1,4-glucan glucosyltransferase (UDP-glucose donor) activity. Gene Ontology annotation, cellular component: cytoplasm. Gene Ontology annotation, biological process: glycogen biosynthetic process. The transcript is spliced from 16 exons. The record is from RefSeq and is a predicted model, not a curated record.